AUGCCUUCUUUAUACCGCAUCUUUUUCGCAUCUGGUAGAGUCUUCACUCCCAACCAGCUGCCCCCUUCCUCGUCAGACUGCGCUCGGCUCAGGUGCGUCGGAAAGCCGGAUCAGGUUGACAGCAAAGUAACUUUACCUGGAAGGCGCACGGUGAAAACAGCCGGCGGGUUCCGGACAAAUUCUUAUUCCUUUAAACCCCGUCGUAAAACCAGGGGCACAGAACCGAGCGGGUUCCUCGAUACUAUGCAGGUAACGUUCUGCCGGCUGCGCACGCGCCAGUGGUGCUUCAUCGUCUUCAAUGUUCUGCUCUUCCACGCCCUGCUGUUCGGAGCAGACUUCAUCGAGGAAUACUUCCUCCAGGCUGCGCCUUUCUCCUACACGGACGCCAAGUUCAUGGAGAUCCGAGAGCGGGCCAGAAACCUGGACGCGCGUCUCAUGAAUGGCAACGUUUCCGAGUCGUAUCUGAUCAGCGGACCCGACCUCUGCUCCGGCAGAGAUGUUUUCUUGCUCUCCGUCGUCUUCAGCGACCCAGAAAACAAGACGAGGAGGGACGUUAUCCGGCGUACUUGGGGUAACGUAACGGCCUUCAAAGGUCGGGUCGUUCUCACGAUCUUUGCUUUGGGAAGGCCAGUCUCGGAAUUCACCCAAUCGGAAGUCACGAACGAGUCAAGAAUCCACCGAGAUAUAGUGGAAGGACGUUUCCUGGACGCCUAUCGGAACGAAACGCUGAAGAUGAUCAUGGUGAUGAAAUGGGCAGUUACUUUCUGCCCCAACGUGAGAUUCAUCCUCAAAACCGACCAAAGUAUGUUUGUUAACAUCAACAGCUUGGCUGACCAUCUUCUCGGCUUAGACACGAAUUCUGAAGACCUCUACACGGGACGAGUAGUCCAUCAAAGCGUUCCUGACCGAAACCCCGGUAGUCUAAAUUUUAUCCCGUGGUCAUCCUAUCCAGAAGCCUAUUACCCGGAUUACUGCGGCGGGUCUGCUAUGGUCGUGUCCCAGGACGUAGCUCGGAAGGUCUACCUGGUGUCCAAGGAAGUCCCCACGUCUGUUCCAUCUGAUGCCUUCAUAGGCAUUUGUGCUGAGAAAGCGGGGGUUCUGCCUGUCCACAGCGCGCGGUUCUCCGGCUCGAGGCACAUCAGAUAUAACCGCUGCUGUUACGAGUUUAUCUUCUCGUCUUUGGUUGAGAAAGACGAGGAACUCUCUUUAGCCUGGAAAGACAUGACCGCGGGAGAGGAAUGUACCAUUAUGAAAACGUACUAUGGCCUUGUGUCCUGCAAAGUCUGGGCUUACAUAGACAAGUUUAGUUAUUUCAAUAAGGAUGAAACGAAGCACAUGUUGUCCUUUUAAUUCCUUUCCCUGUAGGAUGAAACUUUGUAUCCUCCUGAGUGGCGUAGAAGUCAAUGAAGGAGGACACGGAACACGUGUGAACCCGCCCCCCCCCCGAGACGUAAAACCAGAUGCUUUUUACAUAUUUAAUCCUACGUUGCUAUAAGGUUUCUCUAAGUAAUAGUGCAUACGGCACUAGAAAUGCUUAUUGUAACAUAUAAUAUUUAUCAUAAAGGGUGAAUUUAAAAAAGGCAAUUAAAAAAAUAUAUAUAUAUAUAUUUAUCCUGUAUGUAAAAAUAAAAGUGUGUUUUAUUAUAGUAUUUUAUUUCUUGGCUGCCAUUUUUGUUCUAGGGGGAAUUGUGUGAAAGGCUGCGGGUAACGGUUGGGGGGAAAUAGAGCGAUACCUUAAAGACCACCGGCUUCCGUGGGAAGGUGAUCGGGCGUUAAUGCGGAAAUGGGCCGGUAAGGAAGCUUCCGUAUUGCAUGCUAAAAAUCCAUAAAGAUGUAAAAAAAAAAAAAGACUGUAAAUCUGAAAAUAUGUAUUUUAUGGCUAUUUAACCCGCAGCUUUUUACCGUCCCUUUAAUUCCCGUCUAUGGCGAGAGGUAAUUUUGCUAAACACGCAGAGCUAAGCGCUUUUGGCUUCUAACUUCUGUAUUCAGGGAAUUUGUUCUUAUUUAUGAAGCCCGGGGCGGUGUUUCGCUCAGACGAACGAACAAAUGUGCAGCGGCGUUUUCUCACAAUGACUAAUUAAUAUGACGGAGACCUCGCGGGACAGGAUCAUGAACGCGAUAACAAAACGCAAGAUUACAUUCCACAAUUUUAUGUCAAAUAUGA
Molecule: messenger RNA, 2164 nt
Organism: Spea bombifrons (plains spadefoot toad)
Lineage: Eukaryota; Metazoa; Chordata; Amphibia; Anura; Pelobatidae
Gene: B3GALT9
Product: beta-1,3-galactosyltransferase 9
Exons: 3
Coding region: 1-1350 (449 amino acids)
Cellular component (GO): membrane
Molecular function (GO): hexosyltransferase activity
Source: RefSeq, a predicted model, not a curated record